GAGUGGUUAGUGGAGAUUUGUGAACGAAAGAUAUAUUGUUUCUGCAGCGAAGAUCCGCGGCAAGAUCCCAAAAAGGAGAGUCCGCAUCACCUUCAGCAAGAGUGAAUACAGCACAGACGGAACGAAACAGCCCGACGAAGCGAACUGAUCGAAACACAGACACCCGGUUAAUGCACAAAAAUGGCAAUCGUCAAGGAUAGUGCAACGUUCUUCCAACACGGCAAUUCGGCGCAGUUCGACUACGUGCUGAAGCUGUACCCGAAAGCGUUGAAGCUGAAGGCCGAAACGCGUGGCAACGGCAAAAAGGCGGACAAGCUGCUGCGUCUCGAAAAGUGGUACCAGAACGAGCUGCCGAAGGUGAUAAAGAACCGUGGCCGAGAUGCACACCUGCUGCACGAGGAGCUGGUGCAGACGAUGGAGUGGAAACAGACGCGCGGCAAGUUCUACCCGCAGCUGUCGUACUUGAUCAAAAUCAACACACCCCGGGCGGUGGUAAUGGAGACGAAGAAAGCCUUCCGGAAGCUGCCAAAUCUCGAACAGGCGCUAAAUGCGCUCUCGAACCUGAAGGGCGUAGGGAUCACGAUGGCGUCGGCUUUGCUGGCCGCCGCCGCCCCGGAAAGUGCACCGUUCAUGGCCGACGAGUGUCUGAUGGCGAUUCCCGACAUUGAGGGCAUUGAUUAUACGACCAAGGAGUAUCUAAAGUUUGUCACACACAUCCAGCAGACGAUGGAUCGGUUAAACCUGGAGGAGGAUAGCAAUGGUGCGGCCGAAGAGGCUGCGGAUGAGAAGAAGGACGGCACAGCGAAUGGUGGUGGUGGUGGUGGCGGUGGUAGUGAAACGGUAGAUGGUGCUGCGGCAGACGGGGAAGGAAGUGAAACUGCUGGCAAGGAUGCGGCAGGGAAGGAAGGAAAGGGCGGUGAUACGGCCGAAAACGGUGCCUCGGGAAAGACAGGAGCGGCAGCAGCAGCAGCAGCAGCAGCAGCAGCAGCAGGACCAAAGCCGAAGAAAUGGUCAGCACAUUCGGUCGAGCUGGCACUGUGGACACACUACGUCGUUUCGGAUUUGCAACCGGAAUUGCUUGGUGGUAUGCCUGGAAAUGGUAAUGGUGUUGCGGCCACCGUUGAUGAUGAGGCUGCACAAAACGGAAUCUCGAAAGAGGAGGACGAGGAGGAGGAUGAUGUGCCGGACGAAGAGGAGGUCGAUGGGGACAACAACGGGAUUGUGGAGGACGAGGGUAAUACGAACGAUGAGAACUCCCGCACCGCUAUGAUGGAAUCGUCCGAGUCGGAAAGCAACGAAGCGGCAGCUGCUGGAGUGGCGGUCGUGUCGAACGGCAAAAGUACGUCGGGUUCGAGUGGUUCUGCUCAGGAUGAGGAGGAAAAGCUUGCCGACGACACGGAGGAUACGUCCAAGGACGCUACGGAUAAUAGCAGCACGGCCGUUACGAUGACGGAGUUAACGAACAACGGUACCUCGGUAGCGGAACCGGUGGUGGUGACAUCCCACACGCAAGAGACAGCCACACUCGUUGACGACGGCACGAAAGCGUCGGAUGAAAGCUUAGGCGGUGGAACACUUGGCACAAAGGCCGCGUUGAGCACGGCCAGUUCCGUUGCCGACAGUACCGAAUCUGGAGCGCCGAUCAGUACCACCGACAGUAGCAGUAACGGUAGCAACAAACGUCCCCUCUGCUGCGAGGAUAAUGGUGAAGACAAACCCGAACUAAGCGCCCCGAAGUUGAUAAAACUGUAGGACGGUGGUGGUGGUGCAAGUCAAUAGGCACACAGACACGCGAGACAUCGCGCCGGUGGAUGGCGUGUGUAUGUGUGAGAAGGUGAUGAGGGAAGACGAAUGUGGGUAUGGGCCUUGUGCUUCACCGGGAACGUGGAGAAAAGAGAGAGAGAGGAGGGAAUGUGGCGUAAUGUUUAGGAUAGGAUAGUUUCUAGCACAGUACAACAAUCAUAUUAUGGUCACAGAAUCAGCAAAGGAGUGUGAAAGAAGUUUAUCCAAGACGAAAGAUACCGUGUGCUGCUGCGUCAUUGGUCAUCAGUUACGCAACAGGACGAAAGGAUUUUUAUUUGUACAACACCAAUAAUGUCUAAGCGAAGAGGAUGAAAACACACGCUUAUUUUUAGUGGGAAAAGAAGAAAAAUAAAGCGCUGCCGGCAACACAUAUACUGUGUGCUGCGUGUGUCGUUUGAGAAGCAAGAUGUAAAGGACAAAACAAACAGUAAACUACAAACAAAACAUUUCUCGUGCAACGUUCUAACGCCUAAAAGCAUACCUUCAUUGAAUUUGCAAUUGCUUUCUUGAGUUUCAUGAUUUAAAUGUAAAGCUCUGUUGUAUGAACUAGUAAUCUAUUGUAUCAUCCCAGAUGAAACAAUAGUUUGAUUUUGUUUUCGUCGAGUAAGAACUCUGACCCAUCGUUCAUAUGAGGUGUUCAUCUUUGUCCACCUGACAGUGGGAGGAACUCGCUACAAUGUAAUGGCAUUAAAAAUUGACACAGGACUAAGACUCCGUCGAUCUCAGUUAAGAACUUUGCUGCUAAAUACUGAUAGAAAUUCCGUACAUGAUUGAAACACUCGAAAUUUGUCCCUGUCCCUUGGCAGUACAUCUAUUUAACUGGUUAGCAGUUGAGACGAGACUGGGAUUCUUCUUUUCCUUUUUACAUAAUUUGUCCGCAUUGGAGGGGGAGGUUCGUUUGCGCAACCGUGACGAAAGUGGACGACCGCAAGUUUAUCUCAUGCUAGCUACAAUUUAAGUUCUUUUUUGUUCAUUUUACUGUAUUUAUAUACUUUAGAGUAAUCGUAUCCAACGAUAGCCAGAUAGAGGAGGAGUGUGGUGGUUUGGAGGUGUAAAACGAUUAAAACAGCAUCCCAAAUUCCCAUUUUUAGGAAACACGGAAAUACGAGAGAUGUUUAGGGAUUGCUGCAGGUCCUGCGUUGGGGGUUUUUUUUUUCGCUGGGAUAUUGUAAUUUAUCAAAGCAAAAACGGAACACGGAACACACGGUGUAAUUGCAACUUGAAGAACAUUAUUAUGACUUUCAGGAAUCAUACUUGCAAUGACGCUAUAGUUACGCACAGAGCUGACUCAACCAAGAAAAGCCCCAAAAAGGGAGAAGGUUAUUAAAGGAAAUGCUACUUCAAACGAAACAUACA
Molecule: messenger RNA, 3159 nt
Organism: Anopheles moucheti
Lineage: Eukaryota; Metazoa; Arthropoda; Insecta; Diptera; Culicidae
Product: secreted protein C-like
Exons: 2
Coding region: 181-1752 (523 amino acids)
Source: RefSeq, a predicted model, not a curated record